Messenger RNA from Nymphalis io (European peacock), 2264 nucleotides. It is a transcript of the gene Cdk1, whose product is annotated as cyclin-dependent kinase 1. The transcript has 7 exons. The record is from RefSeq and is a predicted model, not a curated record. The coding region runs from base 212 to 1174 and encodes 320 amino acids. NCBI's taxonomy places the organism in Eukaryota, Metazoa, Arthropoda, Insecta, Lepidoptera, Nymphalidae. Gene Ontology annotation, molecular function: ATP binding; cyclin-dependent protein serine/threonine kinase activity; RNA polymerase II CTD heptapeptide repeat kinase activity. Gene Ontology annotation, cellular component: nucleus. Gene Ontology annotation, biological process: protein phosphorylation; G2/M transition of mitotic cell cycle; mitotic G2 DNA damage checkpoint signaling.
ACUUCGUUUGAAAGUCGUUAAAUGCUGUAAACGUUGCAAUAGUUUGCAAUAAAAAAAUAAGGUGAAAUAUUCUAAACCUCGUGACACAUAGGUUACAUAUAAGAUUAAUAAAUGUUUCAAUAAAAAAACUAAAAAGAAACACGCGCGGCUACUGACCCGCAGAAUUUUUAUUAAAUACUGUGCUAAAUCUAACAAAAUUCCGCCUUACAAGAUGGAUGAUUUUCUUAAAAUAGAAAAAAUUGGCGAAGGCACUUACGGAGUAGUGUAUAAAGGAAAAAAUAAAAUAACUGGACAGUUUGUUGCUAUGAAGAAAAUUAGAUUGGAAUCUGAAGAUGAAGGCAUUCCCUCGACAGCUAUACGAGAAAUUUCCCUGCUCAAGGAAUUAAAUCACCCAAAUAUUGUAAAGCUGGAAGACGUGCUUAUGGAGGAAUCACGCCUUUAUCUUAUAUUUGAGUUUUUAUCAAUGGAUUUAAAGAAAUACAUGGAUUCUCUAGGGUCAGGCAAGUUCAUGGACCCCACGGUGGUGAAAAGUUACCUGUACCAGAUAAAUAAUGCCAUCUUGUACUGCCAUCAACGCCGCAUACUACACAGAGACUUGAAGCCUCAGAAUCUUCUUAUAGACAAAACUGGUAUUAUAAAGGUGGCAGACUUUGGUCUUGGACGGGCAUUUGGUGUACCAGUAAGGGUGUACACUCAUGAAGUGGUAACUCUUUGGUACAGAGCACCUGAAGUUCUGCUUGGCAGUCAAAGGUAUUCAUGUCCAAUAGACAUGUGGUCAGUGGGAUGUAUUUUCUCAGAAAUGUCCUCCAAGAAGCCCUUAUUUCAAGGGGAUUCAGAAAUUGAUCAACUCUUCCGUAUAUUCAGGAUGUUAAGAACGCCUACUGAAGACAUUUGGCCAGGUGUAUCUUCACUACCAGACUACAAACCCACAUUCCCUAACUGGACUACUUUUAAUCUUUAUAACCAUGUGCAAAAUCUAGACGAGAGUGGUAUGGAGCUCCUUCAAAAGAUGCUCGUGUACGACCCUGUGUGUCGCAUCAGUGCGAAGGAAGUGCGCAGACACCGCUACUUCCGGGACGUGAAGUUGCCGCCCGGACUAGCCUCACACGCGCCCUACAUACGAUACACUGGAGACGGCUCACCGCGCACCGACAAUACAGUGCAGAGUGUCUAACAUGCAUAAUGUAUAUUGUAAUACCUAAAAACAAAAGUGAUAGUGUGUAUUGCAAAUAUCUUUUACACAACCAAACAAUGAAAGGUUUUGCUUUUACUGGUAACGGCAUGCCAUAGAGCUAUCCUACAGUCUUAUGGUCAAUUGAUGAUGUUGCCGAGUAUUAAUUCUAACAAGGUCUUGAGUUAAUAACUAAUAGAGACAGAUUCAGUAGCCUGCUACUGCUACAGCACUGAGUUACAUUAGGUUAAAGCUGUGUUCCCGAAUGGACCUAUAAAAUAUCUUUGUAGAAAGGGAGGCUAAGUACAAUCUGCUGUGUGGAUUGUUAGUUGGGCCUCAUGUUACAAUAUGUUAACCUAUGAAGAUUGUUGAAAGAGCAUUGAAAAUAUUGUCUAUUUAUUAAAACUGGAAUACAAUUUAUAUAUGAAAGUUUAGGUCCUGACUGAUUGAUUAUCAACGCACAACUGAAAAUAUAAGGAAUAGAGAAUUCAAAUUCAGAAAUUCAUUACUAAUGCUCUCCAUUUGUAAUGUAUAAGUGCACUAAAGGUGGAUUUCGCAUCUCCAGUCUUCUACUUAAUACAAAUACUCUCUAGUGUCUAAUAUGAUACUCUGAGUGUUUUUCUUAUUAAGCACAUGAGAAAAAAUACACAUAAUACAUAUGAAAUGGGAAAAACUAAUAUAUAUUUUUAACCUCGACACAUUUAAUAAAAUAAAUUUAUUGAUUGUGAUAUCACAAUUAAAAUAAAAUAGUUUGUGGAGUUUAAAGAAUUUUUAAAACAAAGCGUGACGAGCGUAAAAAGUAUCGAAAAUGCUUAACUUUUAUAUGACAUAUUUUAAUAAUUACCCCCAUUAAAGUUUUAAUUUGUAAACAACAAUAAAAUAUUCUUUAAACUAUUUUUAAUUAUAUAUACAUAUAUAUUUUGUGGAGAGCCAUUUAUGACCACUGGCCUCGGGGGAAAAAAAAAAAAAUAUUAAUUCUGAUAUUGGAUAACUUUACCUGCCCCCAGUUUAUACAUUCUUAUUUUAACAUACAUUGUCAGUUUAUAAUUUUUAAAUAUAUUCGGAUGAUAUUUUAUAGGGUCAAAUUAUGUUA